GAUUGGCUGUCGAGUUUUGUUUAGUUGAGGCGCUGCACGAACUCAGUCUUUCCACUUCUUCCUCAAAAACGGACUACAGCCGCCAGGAUCAGAACGGAGCUCGUGGCAGAAAAAGAACCGUUUCUAAAAGUUAAUAAGGACCACGAUUACGCACCUUACUUGGAUAUUUUCCCUAACAUAAAAACAGGAUUUUGAUCACAACAUUAAAGCCAGAAAAAGAAGACCGUUUAGUCUACAUAUAGAUGCCUUGUUAAAUUAGCAUAAGCGUGGCAUUUAUUCUCGGAAACUGUGUUUUGUUGAACCUCGUUAUUGGUCAUCGAACAGGCAAGUUCUAGCUUUGUUGCACUGCUUAAUCUUUUUCCUCUGUCAACGUCAACGUUUGUGAGCCAGCUGUGUUCGUACGUCAGCGCGGGACAGAUGACGACUGAGAGCUCCCACGGGCCACUGCGCCCGACGCCCCCGAUGAGGACCAGUCCAGAGUCCAGCGCGCUGCAUUCAGGACCGAUGAAUACUACAGGCAGCCUGGAGGACCAUGGCACAGUGUCCAAGAAUAAAAAGACUACCUCAGGACUGCGACGCCCGGAGAAACCGCCCUACUCUUACAUCGCACUCAUUGUGAUGGCAAUUCAGAGCGCACCGACAAAGCGACUCACACUUAGUGAGAUUUACCAGUUCUUACAAACACGCUUCCCUUUUUUCCGAGGCUCUUACCAGGGCUGGAAAAACUCUGUUCGGCACAACUUGUCUCUGAACGAGUGCUUCAUUAAACUACCAAAAGGUCUUGGGCGGCCGGGAAAAGGACAUUACUGGACCAUAGACCCCACCAGUGAGUUUAUGUUCGAGGAAGGGUCAUUUCGGCGAAGACCACGAGGAUUUAGGAGAAAAUGUCAGGCCAUGAAACCCAUGUACAGAAUGAUGAACGGCCUCGGGUUCGGUUCCGCCAUUUUACCUCAGAGCUUUGAUUACCAACCUCCCACCGGCGCACUUGCGUGCCACGGCACUGGCUAUAACCUGGACCUGUCUGGUAAUGGUUAUGAGUCAAUAAACAGCGGGCACCACGGUCACAUGUCUCCCAGCUCGAGACAUGGUUAUAUGGCUAGCUGUCCAGUGCCUGGGAACGGAGACUAUGGCGCGGAGAGCAACACCAGCCCAGUCCCGCCUUCUCCUGCCAUAGCGGGCGCACUCGAGGGUCACGCGCCGUAUUCAGAGGGACCAGCAUUAUGGGCUUCUUCUUCAAAUUCUCCAUACCUAAAACAGCCUACUACAGUCUCGACCAAUUCUCCGUCCACGGGGCAGCAUCCAGGCAUAUUCACCUACUCCCUGGAACAGGGUUACAUACAGCAAAGUGCGAGAGACAACACAGACAUGUCAGUGGGUAUAUCGCGCUAUCCGACGCAUUCUUCCCCAGUCGGAGAACGGAAGGACUUCAUGUUGAAUUUUAACGGAAUUACCUCCUUCCACCCGUCUGCUGGUGGAUAUUAUCAUCACCAUCAUCAUCACCAUCACCACCAUCAGAGUAUGCACCAAGACGUCAAACCUUGCGUGAUGUAGUCCGCUUGUUGCGGAACAAGUUGCACAAAGAUAAGCACUUGGAUAGCUGUGAGGUAAAGACAAUUAAUGAAGGAUUAAUAAUUGUACACUCACAAGAUGCUUGGCAAUGUGUGUGUGCGUGUAUUAUUAUUAUUAUUAUUAUUUUUUUGAAAACCAGCGAAAAAGCCCCUGGCGACUUGAUUUGACCUCCCCGCAAGAAGCGCAUAUGAAACAGUUAAACUCAUGAAGUCAUGGACUUGCCACUUUAUGCCUUGUGGUUACAUUUCAAUAGAGUUUGAAUUGAACACAUAUAAGUAUAUUUCACUUAAUCUGUACAGUGCAAUGUGAUGUUAGCAAUAAAACAUUUCAAAGGAAA
Carassius auratus (goldfish) is the source of this 1906-nucleotide messenger RNA. Its product is annotated as forkhead box protein F2-like. The coding region runs from base 418 to 1551 and encodes 377 amino acids. Gene Ontology annotation, biological process: animal organ morphogenesis; regulation of transcription by RNA polymerase II. Gene Ontology annotation, molecular function: DNA-binding transcription factor activity, RNA polymerase II-specific; RNA polymerase II cis-regulatory region sequence-specific DNA binding. Gene Ontology annotation, cellular component: nucleus. Lineage: Eukaryota; Metazoa; Chordata; Actinopteri; Cypriniformes; Cyprinidae. The transcript has 2 exons. The record is from RefSeq and is a predicted model, not a curated record.